UGUUUAUCCAGGAGCAUGUCCUAUACUUUGAUGGAAUCCUGUGUCGUCUUUCGUUAUAACCAGGUGAAAUGAGUAGGUUGACAAGAUCAGUGCAAGUGGCUUAUAAUCGCUGGAAAGACUCCAGUUUCAGUUUUGGGAAAUUUCGGAAAAGUGAUAAAAGCAUUCUUAAAUCUGAAAAUAAUGAGCCUAAUGAUGAAGGAGCUUGUGCUGAUCUGGAGCAAGAGGAUUUGGGAAACAGGACGACCAGAAGCUCUGAAAACUCAGAAAUCUUCACUGUUGAGGAAGCAGUUGAGGCUAUUGGUUUUGGAAGAUUUCAAUGGAAGCUCACUUUGUUAACUGGAAUUGCAUGGAUGGUGGAUGCUAUGGAAAUGGUGCUCAUAAGUGUUCUUUCUCCUCAACUGCACUGUGAAUGGAGGCUCCUGAGCUGGAAGAAGGCUUUCAUAGCAGUGGUAGUGUUCUCUGGGAUGAUGCUCAGUUCCACGUUUUGGGGAAACAUUUCAGACAAAUAUGGCCGAAAAGUGUGUUUAACACUGUGCAUGCUGUGGACACUUUACUUUGGGUUACUCAGUGCUUUUGCACCUGUUUACGGCUGGAUGUUGGUGUUGCAAGGCCUUGUGGGAUUUGGGCUAGGAGGAGCCCCUCAGUCAGUGACUUUAUAUACUGAAUUCCUCCCAGUGAAAUCCAGAGGGACGGCCAUAGUACUGUUAGGGGUGUUCUGGGCUGUGGGCGCUGUGUUUGAGGUGGUUCUGGCUUUACUGGUCAUGCCCACAUUAGGCUGGAAAUGGCUGCUGGCUUUCUCCAACCUUCCUCUGCUUGUGUUUGCUGCCUCCUGCUGUUGGUUACCAGAGAGCGCCAGAUUUGAUGUACUGAGAGGGCGAAGCGACAAGGCCCUGAACACUCUGAUACGCAUCGCAGCAGAUAAUAAGAGCUCAGUGCCUGCAGGAAGACUCAUAGCAAACACACAGACUGAACGUGGGAGAAUUAAAGAUCUGUUUAUUCCAGAAUACCGCAGGACGACACUUUUAGUUUGGUGUAUCUGGUUUUUCAGUGCUUUUUUAUAUUAUGGUCUUGUGCUGCUGACCACUGAGCUGUUCCAAGCAGGAUCUGCAUGUGGUGUCACUGAAAACUCAAACAUGGAGCAUCAGUGCAGUUUGAUGUGCCAAUAUCUGACUAUUAAUGAUUAUUUGGACCUCCUGUGGACCACCUUUGCUGAAUUUCCAGGUCUCCUGGUAGCACUGUGGAUGGUUAAUAGAACUAGCCGGAGAAAAAGCAUGGUGAUUUGUUUUUCACUAUUCACUGUGUGUAUUUUACCACUAUACGCCUGCACACACAGGAUAGUUCUCACAGUCUUUAUUUUCAUUGCUCGAACCAGUAUCAAUGGAGGCUGGCAGAUUGCAUAUGUUUAUACACCUGAGGUUUUCCCCACAGCAAUCCGGGCAAUUGGCAUUGGUACAAGCAGCGGGAUGUCUCGUGUUGGAGCUCUCGUCACACCAUUUAUCGCUCAGGUCCUUCUGAAGUCAUCGGUUUACCUGACUCUGUCUGUGUAUUUAAUAUUUAGCUUGCUGGGCACAGCAGCAUGCUGGGCUUUACCCAUGGAAACAGAAGGUCGGAGCCUACAGGAAUCAACACAGCGCUCCACGGAACAAAAACACACAGAAAAAACACAUGACUCUGAGACUGCCGAAUCAUCCAGAAACACAGCACAUGGGGAAUAAGCAGACGUUUAACAACACAGAAAACUGAAAAUAUGUCAGGAUUACCAAAGCUAUAUGAUCUUGCCGUUCUAAAUAUUCAAAAAUCAUGCAACAUAUUAAAAUACUUAGGAUAAUUUAUCCAUAUUAAGUUUUUUUUAUGCUACAUUAACCCCCUGGAUUUGUUUGUUCAUUUUUGAUAGAAGAAAAGAAAGUCUCAUUUAAGUUUCAAGUGUAUAAACAUCACUACUUCACUGAAAGGCUACAAAACUGUGUGUGUUUUAUUUUAUUUAUUGACUUUUUGGUGUUGCUGUGCUUAAUAAAACUUAAAUAACGAAAAAGCACAAAUGGCCGUAAAGAAACUUUUGUAAUGGCCACUUAUUCUAUCAACCAGCCAUGAGCACACAGCAUUUAAAGGGUUGACUCUACAAAACAUCAAGAGUUUGCCAUAAAUGCACACAGACACACACACAAACUAAGAGUUUGAGACUUGUUUACUAGAAUGUUGAGCCUGAAGACCCUACUAAGAGGAUGAAAUCACAUCGUAGCAACAGGAAUUUAGUUCUAAUAAAGCAUUCCUGCUCAUUUUUGUUGAAUUC
Molecule: messenger RNA, 2290 nt
Organism: Danio aesculapii
Lineage: Eukaryota; Metazoa; Chordata; Actinopteri; Cypriniformes; Danionidae
Gene: svopb
Product: SV2 related protein b
Exons: 16
Coding region: 69-1715 (548 amino acids)
Biological process (GO): transmembrane transport
Cellular component (GO): membrane
Molecular function (GO): transmembrane transporter activity
Source: RefSeq, a predicted model, not a curated record